UAUUGUAAAUUUUGGAAUUCGAACUUUGUAUUUUUUAUUUUCUUGGCUUUACUGCUUUAGUGUUAGGUACCAUAUAGGCAGUAUUAGUUGUAGGUACUUCAGUAUUAACAAAUCUUGACUUUUAAUUGAUUGAUAAGUGUUUUUAUUUUUUUUAAAUCACGGUCUUUGAUUAUAACUCAAUUAAAUACGAACUGAAGAACAUUAAUUUAUUCUGGUGUUUACUCUAAAAACAUUCCAUUUCCAGUUUUUACACCUAUUGUCGCAUCAUGAAGAAUUCCAACUCAAAUAAUAUAAUUAAUUCGAAAAAAGUUGGUACAAAAUUUUACGUGUUUAUAGUAAUUUUUUCAUUUCUUUGUAGAGAAGUUUACUCUGAAUGGAACACUAGAGAUUAUAUGAAACGUGAUCAUUCACUAUUGAAACCAUACCAAGGAUCUGGCAUAACAGUACCAAAUUGGGAUUUUAUGGGUUCCACUAUAGUGACAGACAAAUAUGUGCGAUUAACACCCGACUUACAAAGCAAGUCUGGUUCAAUAUGGAACUCUGUACCUUGUUAUGUCAAUAAUUGGGAAUUGCAAGUACAAUUUAAAAUUCAUGGAAAAGGAAAAGAAAGUCUUCACGGUGAUGGAAUGGCUAUUUGGUACACCCGAGAAAGAAUGAAACAUGGGCCAGUUUUUGGCAAUAAAGAUUUAUUUGAAGGACUUGCUGUUAUAAUUGAUACAUAUAGUAAUCACAACGGAGAACAUAAUCACCAACAUCCUUAUAUUUCAUCAAUGAUUAACAAUGGAUCUUUACAUUAUGAUCAUGACCGCGAUGGAACUCAUACAGAAUUGGCAGGAUGUGAAGUUAAAGUUAGAAAUUUACUAACUGAAACUCAUAUUUUAAUAAGAUAUACUGGCAAUACACUAACUGUAAUGACAGAUUUAGAAGAUAAAGCAGUAUGGAAACCUUGUUUUACUGUUGAAGGCGUUGAAUUGCCAACUGGUUACUAUUUUGGAUUUUCGGCAGCAACAGGAGAUUUAUCAGAUAAUCAUGAAAUUUUAGCUGUUCGACUAUAUGAAGUGGAUUCUGAUGACCCUAAUGAAGCUCUUAAGGAUCGUUCAAAUAUAAUUCCAAAUGCUAAAAAAUUCAGUCCACCAAGAGAACAUAUCGAAGACACAAAGAGUCAAAGUUGGUCUGGCUUAAAAAUAUUUUUUAUCGUCUUGUUUGUUAUUAUUUUAAUUGCUGCUUUAAUUGUUGGUGGUGUAUGGUAUUGGGAGUACCAGCAAACUCAGUCACAUAAAACAUUUUACUGAAAAAAUAGUUGAAUUUUGUAAAAAAUAAAAAAUAAUUUGUAUAUUUAAAUUUUAACAU
Melanaphis sacchari is the source of this 1350-nucleotide messenger RNA. Its product is annotated as VIP36-like protein. Gene Ontology annotation, cellular component: Golgi membrane; endoplasmic reticulum-Golgi intermediate compartment; COPII-coated ER to Golgi transport vesicle. Gene Ontology annotation, biological process: Golgi organization; endoplasmic reticulum organization; endoplasmic reticulum to Golgi vesicle-mediated transport. The transcript has 7 exons. The record is from RefSeq and is a predicted model, not a curated record. Gene Ontology annotation, molecular function: D-mannose binding. Bases 267 to 1292 code for a protein of 341 amino acids. Lineage: Eukaryota; Metazoa; Arthropoda; Insecta; Hemiptera; Aphididae.